Messenger RNA from Thecamonas trahens ATCC 50062, 1860 nucleotides. RefSeq names its product ubiquitin-protein ligase. Gene Ontology annotation, molecular function: ubiquitin conjugating enzyme binding; zinc ion binding; ubiquitin protein ligase activity. Gene Ontology annotation, cellular component: ubiquitin ligase complex; cytoplasm. The record is from RefSeq and is a predicted model, not a curated record. The coding region runs from base 1 to 1860 and encodes 619 amino acids. Gene Ontology annotation, biological process: ubiquitin-dependent protein catabolic process; positive regulation of proteasomal ubiquitin-dependent protein catabolic process; protein polyubiquitination. Lineage: Eukaryota; Apusomonadida; Apusomonadidae. The transcript has 2 exons.
AUGGCUAAAGUGGGGCACAGGACCGGGUCAGACGAGAAGCUCGAGGCUCAGGUGUUCAACAUCGACGCUCUCUUCUCGGACGACUCGAUCUCGUCGUCGCUGGACAUCUCGGACGAUGACGGGUCGAGUAGCGACCAAGUGAACGAGGCUCUCAGCGGUGUUGUCGUGAAGCCGCUGGAGUUGGAUCCGCUGUACAAGCGCCGCAACAAGGGCGUCAAGCUGAGCCUGCAGACCGUGUCGUGGGCGCCGACAGCAGCCGGCAGCGGGACCGCGAGCGACGCGCCGAUCUCAACAGAGUCCGAGGCCAUCUUUGUCACCGACGGCGUCAUCUUCUCGCCGCUGCUCUCGGGCAUGUCGGCCGACUCGGGCCCGGCCUUUGCCUUUGCCGACUGCGGGUCAGACUCGGACGACUCGGCACACCUUGACGCCGAGAAGGGCGGCGUGGUCAUGACGCCCGGCUCGCUCGCCGCCGAGCAGCAAGCCGCACUGGAUCUGGUCAAGUCGGUACUUGGCUUGCCAGAGCUCUUGGCCCGUACCCUACUGGAUCACUACGGAUACGACACCAGCCGGAUGAUGGAGGAGUUUGUCGACCGCGAGGCCGAGGUUCUCGCUGCCAUCGGGUGGUCCGAGGGCGAGAACGGCGCGGCCGCCAGCGGCACGGGCGAUGCCGGUGCUAGCGAUAGUGCCAGCGCCGACGCUGCCUGUGCCAUUUGCUUUCUGGACGAUCCAGCAGAACUGGCCGCGCUCUCAUGUGGGCAUCCGCUCUGUCGCGACUGCUGGUCGUCGUACCUGCGGAUCAAGAUCACCGAGAACGACGUGGCCAGCAUUCCGUGCCCCGCCGGCGAGUGCGGAGUGCGUGCUGAUCAGGCGUUUGUGGCCAAGUACGUUGACGCGGCGGUGUUUGACAAGUUUCAGCGGUUCUUGCUGCAGAACUUUGUGACGUCGAACAAGAAUGUGGUGUGGUGCCCGGCCGGCGGUUGCGAGAACGCGGUCAAGGUUGAGUCUGCCCUCGAGGCACUGUGUGCGUGCGGCUGGCGCUUUUGCCCCUCGUGCAACGAAGAGUGCCAUGUCCCAGUCUCGUGCGCGCACAUGCGCGAGUGGGGCAAGCACCUCGCCGAGGAUAACGUCAACAAGGCCUGGAUUCUCAACAACACCAAGGACUGCCCCAAAUGCGGCGUGACGAUCGAAAAGAACAUGGGCUGCAUGCACAUGUCGUGCGGCGGGCACGGCACCCGCGUCACCGGAUGCGGUCACGAGUUCUGCUGGCUCUGCCUCGGCGACUGGCGGACUCACUCACACUGCGGCCGCGACGAGACCGCCGGCGAUCGCAACAGCAAGCGCAUCGGCGUCGUCCGACAGCUCCACUUCACCUCGCGAUUCGAGGCCCAUCGUGAUGCGCACAAGCUCGAGCUUGAGCUCCGGUCCAGGACCGUGGCCAACAUCGCCGCCUUCCGCAAGGCCCAUCCCGACUCGAUCGUCAAGCUCGGCUACAUGCUUGACGCUGUUGAGGCACUCCUCUACUGCCGCAAAACCCUGCAGUUUACCUACGCCUAUGCAUUCUUUCUCAAGCCAGACUCGCCCGAGAAAAACCUGUUUGAGUAUCUCCAGGGCGAGCUCGAAACCUCGGUCGAGACGCUCUCGGAAGCCAUCGACUUGCCGAUUGAUGUCGAACACCGGAGCAAAAUCAAGAAGCUCACGCGCGCUGCACUUCGGCGGCUUAACCAUCUCCUUGACGGCGUCGAGGUCGGACUCACCACCGAUGCCGACGACUUUAAGGCCGUCAACGUGACCACCGACGAGGCAGGAGCGUCCAGCGGCAACCGUACCACCAUUCGCUCGCUCUUCUCUCGCCGAUCGUAG